Medicago truncatula (barrel medic) is the source of this 471-nucleotide messenger RNA. RefSeq lists its product as uncharacterized. The transcript has a single exon. Lineage: Eukaryota; Viridiplantae; Streptophyta; Magnoliopsida; Fabales; Fabaceae. The coding region runs from base 1 to 471 and encodes 156 amino acids. Gene Ontology annotation, molecular function: nucleic acid binding. The record is from RefSeq and is a predicted model, not a curated record.
AUGGCAAAGUUUUCCGAAGAUAUAGGUUUUAAAUUGCUAACCUCAACACCAUAUUAUGCACAAGCAAAUGGUCAGGUUGAAUCAGCAAACAAAAAUAUCAUUGCCAUUAUCAAACGUAAAAUAAAGGCAAAGCCAAAAAAUUGGCCUGAAGUUUUGGGCGAAGCUUUGUGGGCAUGUCGAACAUCUCCCAAAGAAUCGACAAACACCACACCUUUUAGGCUGACAUUUGGUCAUGAUGCUGUGUUACCUGUAGAGAUCUUGCUUCAAUCAACCAGAAUCCAAAGACAAUGCGAAAUACUAAUUAAUCAUUAUUGGGACAUGGUCAUGGACGAAUUGAUCGAUCUCGAUGAAGAAAGAUUAACAGCAUUGGAAGUCCUUGCAAGACAAAAGGAGAGGGUGGCAAAAGCAUAUAAUAAAAAGGUGAAAUCGAAACUUUUCACCCAGGGAGAUUUGGUGUGGAAAGUCAUUUAA